AUACGUAAUUUUGCGUCGCAGAUCGCCAAGAGAGAGGUUGGAGUACACUGGGCUAGUCGCUUUGUUCAGCGCUAUCCUGAUCAGCUUAUCUCAAAGUGGGCAGUAGGCAUAGAUAACUGUCGCCACAAAGCUGAUUCUAGAAGCAAGUAUAGCCUCUACUUUAGCCUCUUACGCAAUAAAAUUAAUCAGUAUCACGUCGAGGCGCGUCAUAUCUACAAUAUGGAUGAGAAAGGCUUCAUGCUUGGCGUCGUAAAUCGCUCAAGAAGGAUCUUUAGUAGAGCCUCGUAUGAGGAGGGAAGAAGGAGGAGUACUAUACAGGAUGGAUCUCGCGAGUGGAUAACGCUGCUGGCCUGUAUCUGCGCUGACGGAUCUUACCUCGAGCCUGCCUUGAUCUACCAGUCAGCCUCAGGGUCUAUACAGGACACCUGGCUGCAGGCCCUUGAUCCAGAUACACAUCAGAUCCGAGUAUCCUCAUCACCUUCUGGCUGGACAAACAACGAGAUAGGCCUCGCGUGGCUGCAGCAGGUGUUUGAUCGCGGUACAAGGGCGAAGGCACGCUCCUCCUACCGAUUACUUAUCCUUGACGGCCAUGGAUCUCACCUUACAAUGGAUUUUAUUGAUUAUUGUGAUCAGAACAAGAUCCUCCUUGCAGUCUAUCCUCCUCACUCAACCCACACGCUACAGCCUCUCGACGUCAGCAUGUUCAAGCCUCUGUCAACAGCGUACUCGAACGAGGUUUCUGCCUUCAUGGACAGGAGUCAAGGCCUCGCCUCAAUGAGCAAGAGGGACUUCUUCCCCCUCUUCUACCAAGCCUGGCAGGCCUCCUUAAAAGAAACAACGAUCCUGAACGCCUUUAAGGCUACAGGAAUCUCGCCUCUUAACCCAGAAGUAAUCCUUCAGCGCUUCUCUGUUCCUGAUCCUAUGAGCGAUAGUGACUCCUCAGCUCUUAGUGCCUCUGAUUGGAGGAGGAUAGAGCGUCUGCUGCGUCAGGUAGUCGCUAAUCAAGGCGAUAGGCAGGUCAAAAGGCUAAGCCAGGUCAUUCACUCAAGUUCAGUUCAAAACAGUCUCCUUAAGGAUGAAGUAAGGAAGCUAAGGGAGGCUCUAAUUAAUGAGAGGACACGCAGGAAACGAGGUAAGCCUCUACCUCUGCAGGAGGCUGAGGAGUAUCACGGUGGAGCUGUAUUCUGGUCUCCAAGGAAGGUGAAGGAGGCGCACGAUCGCCUGCGACUCCAGGAGGAGGAGCAGGAGCAGCUACAGCUCCAAAAAGCUGACACGAUAAGGCAACGCGAGGAGACAAAGCAGGCGAGGGCGAUAGAGAAGGAGCAGAGGCGUCAGGCGAGGCUUGCAGUAAGCCUAAUGAGGCAGAAGGAGAGGGAGGAGAAGGCUAUUGAAAAGGCCUCGAGGAUCGCGGCUCGCAAGGCUGCAAAACGACUUCAAAAAGCUAUUAAAACUACCCAAAGGGGUAAAAGGAGCAGCCUCAAGGCUCCUACAAAGGCUACUCGAAAAAAGAGGCCUAUCGCGAGGCCUCAAGGUAGUGAGGAGCCUCAAGGAGGUGCUGCAGGCUUACCACCUUCAACCUCGCGUUGCGGCCGCGCGAUUAGAACUCCAACUCGAUUUCUAUAG
Exserohilum turcica Et28A is the source of this 1623-nucleotide messenger RNA. RefSeq lists its product as uncharacterized. Lineage: Eukaryota; Fungi; Ascomycota; Dothideomycetes; Pleosporales; Pleosporaceae. Gene Ontology annotation, molecular function: DNA binding. Gene Ontology annotation, cellular component: nucleus. The record is from RefSeq and is a predicted model, not a curated record. The transcript has a single exon. The annotation marks the transcript as partial.